Molecule: messenger RNA, 1994 nt
Organism: Caenorhabditis elegans
Lineage: Eukaryota; Metazoa; Nematoda; Chromadorea; Rhabditida; Rhabditidae
Gene: slc-28.2
Product: Sodium/nucleoside cotransporter
Biological process (GO): nucleoside transmembrane transport
Cellular component (GO): membrane; plasma membrane
Molecular function (GO): nucleoside transmembrane transporter activity
Source: RefSeq, marked reviewed
GAAGAUAUGAAAAUUAGUGAUGUGGAAGAAAAUAGCACUCCCCAAAAAGAAAAUGUGUUGCAAAGGAGUUGUUCUUUAACCUCCAAAAGUCUGCAAAACAAUUUGAACAUAAUCGAAAAGUUCGGUCAACAAAUAAGGCCGUAUUUUGGAAUUGGAUCACUUUUGAUAUUUUUGGUGGUCUAUCAUGGUUUUUUGGUUGCCGCGGGUAUUCAUAACUACCAGAAAGCUGCUCCAUUAAUUUAUGUAACAUUAUUUUUCUGGAUAUGCUAUUUAUUAAAUUUAAUCGUUGGAACCAAAACAUUUAGAGCUGUCUAUGAUGAUGUGGGGCGUAAAUUAGAGGAAAUUACAGAGCAGAAGAAAUUUGUGCCCUUAAGUCUCAAAAUUGCAUUUAUUUUUGCUCUUUUAGCAUUCACUAUUAUUGACUCAAUUCAUGAUUUGACCCGUUUGACCGGAUUUUUUGCAUACGUUUUCUAUAUUCUAUUCAUGUUUGUAUUUUCCAAUAACAGAAUGAAGAUCAACUGGUCCGUUGUAUCCAGCGCCUUAAUCAUGCAUUACUGUGUAGCACUCAUCAUCCUAAAAUGGUCGACAGGACAGUGGUUCUUCCAAAAAUUUGCUGAACUUAUAGUUGGAUUUCUGGAAUUUGCACAAGUUGGAGCCAAGUUUGUAUUCGGAUUCAUUGCUGGACCACCAAAUAUUUGUGAUUUGGCGCCCGUCUUUAUAUUCACCUCACUUCAAACUCUCAUCUACUUCUCAGCGGUUGUCGCAUUGCUCUUCUAUUUUGGAAUUAUUCAAGUCGUACUACAAAAGAGCCAAUGGUUCAUGAAAGUGCUCAUUGGCACGACGCCAGUGGAAUCUGUAAAUGCGUGGGCGUGCACCUUCCUUGGAAUGUCUGAAGCGCCAUUGAUGGUGGCUCCCUACAUCGAGAAGCUCACAGAUUCGGAAAUUUUUGCGAUAGUUACCAGUGGAUUCGCUUGUGUUGCUGGAACUGUAUUCACAGCGUAUGUUGCUCUUGGAGCAUGCCCAAUUUACUUGCUCACUGCAAGUUUGUUGUCGGCUCCAAUGAGCUUGGCCUGCUCGAAGAUUAUGUUUCCAGAGACCGAGGAGUCGAACGUUAAGGAAGAAGACUUCAAGCUAGAGCACAAUGACAAAAGAGGAUUUUUCGACACUCUGUGCUCAGCAGGAGUUGCGUUGGUCCCUACGGUUUUUGCAAUUGGUGCAACGUUGGUGGUUAUCAUGUCACUUUUAGCAUUUUUGGAUGCAGUUAUGGAGUAUAUCGGAGACCUCAUUGGGUACGAUGGUUGGACAUUUCAAAUGCUGUUUGGUUACGCGUUCUUUCCAUUGGCCUAUAUGAUGGGUGUCAAUGAUAAUUCAGAUCAAACUUUAUUAGUUGCACAGCUAAUGGGUACCAAGACCGCGGUCAACGAAUUUGUGGCCUACAACAAUUUGGGAAUUUUACAAAAAGCAGGCAAGCUCCAACCAAAAUCAGUCGUUAUUGCCACAUACGCCCUUUGCGGUUUCUCGAAUUUCUCCUCAAUGGGAAUGUCAAUUGAAUUUCUUGGCGGUCUGGCUCCAAGUAAAAGAUCCACAAUUUCAAAGCUAGUGCUCCGUGCUCUUUGCGCAGGGUCCAUUGCGUGCUUUAUGAAUGCCACUGUCGCAGGCAUUUUGAUCUCAUCCCCAGUGAUUUGCCAGUCAUCUCAAAAAAGUGAUACGUGUUUCCGGAUUCCUAGCGGAUAAAUUCAAAGUUUUUUUAAUGUACAUAUAUUAUUCUAUUGUAUAAAAAUUUUUUUCUGAAAAUUUUAACACCUAUUCUGCACCACCACGUGCUUCACACCUCUAAAGUGCCCAUAAAAUAUUAUCAGUGAAUUUUUUAUUCGAUUCCAUUUACACUUGCUCAAGACAUGCUUACUGAUGUAUCUACUGUUCUGUUUUAGAAACUUUUGCUUUUCUUACAAUUUGUUCUCAUUGUUGGCAGGGUUUGGUACAGAAAAAGUACA